Molecule: messenger RNA, 1605 nt
Organism: Sander lucioperca (pikeperch)
Lineage: Eukaryota; Metazoa; Chordata; Actinopteri; Perciformes; Percidae
Product: replication factor C subunit 2-like
Exons: 8
Coding region: 16-1434 (472 amino acids)
Biological process (GO): DNA repair; DNA-templated DNA replication
Cellular component (GO): nucleus; DNA replication factor C complex
Molecular function (GO): ATP binding; ATP hydrolysis activity; DNA binding
Source: RefSeq, a predicted model, not a curated record
GGCAGACAGACAGACAUGCAGAGAGAGAGAGAGAGAGAGAGCGUGCAGCCAAAGUUGUGUGAGCUAGCAGAGGAAAGGCUGCUGGCCAACCUGUCCACCCUCCUGGCUGAGGAGCCAACCUCUUCAGUAAGGCGGACAGAGGUGCGUCCAUGUAAAUUGACCCCCUGCUACCCGACACCGGAUAAGCGGACGAAUUUGUAUGGAUGGAACCUGACACCAAGACCAAGGACCCCACUGCCCUCCAUCCUCAUCGAGUCUGGCACCCCAAAGGUGGAGGAGGCGGAAGAGGAGGCAGAGGAGGAAGAGAAGGAUGACAGGGAGGAGGAGGAGGAAGAAGAGGAAGAGAAGGAUGACAGGGAGGAGAUCCGGGAGGCUGAGAUGGUGGAGGCUGAGUGCGAGCAGCAGAAGCCGGUAGACAGCGCUCAGAAGGCGUAUUCAGGAGCAGGAGACCCCGCGGAUAGAGUCUCCUACGAGCUGCCCUGGGUGGAGAAAUACAGGCCGGUCAAACUGAACCAGAUCGUGGGGAACGAAGAGACGGUGAGUCGGCUGGAAGUGUUCGCCAGAGAGGGAAAUGUCCCCAACAUCAUCAUAGCAGGUCCUCCAGGAACAGGGAAGACCACCAGCAUCCUGUGUUUGUCCCGGGCGCUGCUGGGAGCCUCCAUGAAGGACGCCGUGCUGGAGCUCAACGCCUCCAACGAAAGGGGAAUCGAAGUGGUGAGGAACAAGAUCAAGAUGUUUGCUCAGCAGAAAGUCACGCUGCCCAAAGGACGACACAAGAUCAUCUUCCUGGACGAAGCCGAUAGCAUGACGGACUGCGCCCAGCAGGCACUGCGGAGGGUCAUCGAGAUCUACUCAAAGACGACGCGCUUCGCUCUGGUGUGCAACACGUCAGAUAAGAUUAUCGAGCCCAUCCAGUCGCGCUGCGCCGUGCUGCGCUACGCCAAGCUGACAGACGGGCAGAUCCUGGCACGCCUGCAGGACGUCGUCCAGAAGGAGGAGCUGUCGGUGUCUGCCGGCGGUCUGGAGGCCGUCAUCUUCACCGCACAGGGAGAUAUGAGACAGGCGCUAAAUAACCUUCAGUCGACCCACUCCGGCUUCGGCUUCAUCAACAGUGAGAACGUGUUCAAAGUGUGCGAUGAGCCCCACCCUCUGCUGGUGAAAUCCAUGCUGGAACACUGCGUGGCGGGCGACAUUGACCAGGCGUACAAAGUGGUGGAGUCGCUGUGGGCGCUCGGAUACUCGCCAGAUGACAUCAUCGGGAACAUUUUCCGGGUUUGCAAGGUCCUCCCCAUGGCCGAGUACCUCAAGCUGGAGUUCAUCAAGGAGAUAGGUUACACUCACAUGAGGAUAUCUGAAGGCGUGAACUCUCUGCUGCAGAUGGCCGGGCUGCUGGGGAGACUCUGCAGCAAGACGGUACCCCCCGCUGCCAGCUGAAGGAACUGCUGCACGCUAACGUUGAUCACACUGACACCAGAGACUAGAAAUAAAUCACCUGUUCACUGAUCAGUGUCCACACGUUCUGUUGAACCUGACUCAGAGCUGGAUCUGGGCUUAAAGGAGAACUUUCCCAACAAUUUCUGAAACUGGUUCAGUAUUAAACAAGAA